Molecule: messenger RNA, 1794 nt
Organism: Brassica oleracea var. oleracea
Lineage: Eukaryota; Viridiplantae; Streptophyta; Magnoliopsida; Brassicales; Brassicaceae
Product: xylogalacturonan beta-1,3-xylosyltransferase
Molecular function (GO): glycosyltransferase activity
Source: RefSeq, a predicted model, not a curated record
AGGGAGACAACCAUAUAUCCAUGGCAGCUCUAAGAUCAAGAAGAUGCUUUCUUUCUCUGUUAACCCUUUUUUCAAUCUUUCUUAUUCUGUUUUCUUUUUCACUUUUUGUCUACACAAAGCCCUCUAACAAGCCUUUCAUAGAUUACAAAAACCAAUUUUCUGUCUCUUUAUCUUUUCUUGCUCCUCCUCUGUCUCUUCCCGAACAAAACAACUCAAGAAACAAUACUCUUGAUUCAGUCUCUAGUCCUCCUCUUAUGUCUCUUCUCAGACAAAACAACACAGCAAACACUACUCUUGCUCCAAUCUGUCCUCCUCAUCUUCCUCCUCUCAGACAAAGCAACACAACAAACUCCACACUUGCUUCAGUCUCUUUUACUUCUUCUGUCUCUGAUCAAGAUAACCAAGAGAAGUCUUCAAGUCCUACAAGUAAAACAACUUUUAUCAGGAAGAGAAGUGGGUUGAAUAAACUAGAAGCAGAUUUAGCGAAAGCAAGAGCAGCAAUCAAGAGGGCAGCCUCUACGCAAAACUAUAGCAGCUCUCUUUACAAGAACCCAGCCGCCUUUCACCAGAGUCACACGGAAAUGAUGAAUCGUUUUAAGGUGUGGACAUACACCGAGGGAGAGGCCCCACUAUUCCAUGACGGCCCUGUUAAUGACAUUUACGGUAUAGAAGGACAAUUCAUGGACGAAAUGUGCGUGGAGGGCCCUAUGAGGAGCCAUUUUCGGGCAGAUCACCCUGAUGAUGCUCACGUUUAUUUCGUUCCAUUUAGCGUCGCCAAGGUCAUCCACUUUGUCUACAAGCCCAUAACCUCUGUCGAAGGGUUUUCGAGGGCUCGCCUACACCGCCUUAUAGAGGAUUAUGUUGAUGUUGUUGCUACUAAGUAUCCUUUCUGGAACAGAAGCCGCGGAGGUGACCAUUUCAUGGUAUCAUGCCAUGACUGGGCACCCGACGUGAUCGAUGGGAACCCAAAGUUGUUCGAAAGAUUCAUAAGGGGACUUUGCAAUGCUAACACCUCAGAAGGAUUCAGGCCGAACGUAGAUGUAUCCAUUCCGGAGAUCUAUCUUCCUAAAGGUAAACUGGGUCCAUCUUUCCUCGGAAAAUCACCGAGAGUUCGAUCUAUACUAGCAUUUUUCGCGGGAAGAACACACGGUGACAUCCGAAAAAUCUUAUUUAAACAUUGGAAAGAAAAGGACAGUCAAGUACAAGUGUAUGAACGUCUUCCUCCGGGUAAAGAUUAUACAAAACUAAUGGGGAUGAGCAAGUUUUGUCUAUGCCCGAGUGGUUGGGAGGUCGCUAGCCCAAGGGAGGUCGAGGCUAUAUACGCUGGUUGUGUGCCUGUGAUCAUAUCGGAUAACUAUUCAUUACCAUUCAGUGAUGUGCUUAAUUGGGACUCCUUCUCCAUACAAAUCCCUGUUUCUAGGAUAAGUGAGAUCAAAACGAUUCUAGAGAGUGUCUCUCUUGUUAGAUACUUGAAGAUGUAUAAGAGAGUCUUAGAAGUCAAGCGGCAUUUCGUGUUGAACCGUCCUGCUCAGCCCUACGACGUGAUGCAUAUGAUGCUUCACUCUAUCUGGUUAAGAAGACUUAAUCUUAGGCUUAUUACAUAAAAAUAAGUUUAAAAUAAGUUUUCUUUUGUUUUGUUAUAAAAUACAAAUUGAAUGUCUAUUGUAUAAGCAAAGUCUAUAUGAGGACUAGCUUUGUAUUCUUUCUUUAGAUAGACCAAUUCUCGCUUAUGUAUACAAAGCAAUGCAAUAAACAAAAGAUCAAAGAUUUUCAAAUUAAUAAGAGAACAUUCAC